This is a messenger RNA of Echinostoma caproni, 222 nucleotides long. The record is from the annotation of a GenBank genome assembly. NCBI's taxonomy places the organism in Eukaryota, Metazoa, Platyhelminthes, Trematoda, Plagiorchiida, Echinostomatidae.
GGUGGUGCGCAAUCCUACGUUUCAUCAUCAUCACCCACAAGUCGUGAACGACGCCCUUUACUUGGCCGUCGCCCAUUGAAACCUUUGGAAAUCAAGGAUCCACGCGAGCGUGGUCAAACCACAAGUACCGGUUCUGGCCAAACGACCGAUCCGAAGGGCAAGGCACCACAAGAAUCCUGGACAUCCACACCCGCUACCGAGGUUACGUCGCAGGAAACCUGA